AUGGAAAAACUAAAACCAAACCCUGCAAACACCUCCCCUCUCACACCCCUCACCUUUCUAGAACGAGCAUCAACAAUCUACAACGAUGUUCCUUCAAUUAUCUACAACGACACCGUUUUCACAUGGUCCCAAACCCACCGCCGAUGUCUCCAACUCGCCUCCGCAAUCACCUCCCUCGGAAUCCGCCGCGGAAACGUCGUUUCCGUCAUCGCUCCCAACAUCCCCGCCAUGUAUGAACUCCACUUCGCCGUCCCCUUCGCCGGCGCAAUCCUCAACAACAUCAACACGCGCCUCGACGCGCGUAUUGUCUCCAAUAUCCUCAUCCACUCCGAGUCUAAACUCGUUUUCGUCGAUUACGCCACACGUGAUCUGGUACUCGAAGCUUUGUUAUUGUUUCCUUCUUCGCAACAACGUCCUCUUCUAAUCCUCAUCAAAGACGAUGAAGAAACAGCAUCAUCUACCGUUGGUUUCAUCUCUACUUACGAUGAUCUAAUAAUGAACGGUGAUCCAGAUUUUAACUGGGUUCAUCCUGUUUCCGAGUGGGACCCGAUGAUUCUCAACUACACUUCCGGAACGACGUCGUCUCCCAAAGGUGUAGUUCAUUCCCACCGAGGAGCUUUCAUCGUGACCCUCGAUUCUUUAAUCGAAUGGUCAGUUCCUAAACAACCGGUUUAUCUCUGGACGUUACCGAUGUUCCACGCUAACGGGUGGAGCUUCCCGUGGGGGAUCGCAGCCGUUGGUGGAACCAACAUCUGCGUGAGAAAAUUCGACGUUGAAAUUGUUUACUCUCUGAUCAAAAAGCAUCACGUGACUCAUAUGUGCGGUGCUCCGGUUGUUCUCAACAUGCUAACUAACUCACCGGAUAAUAAACCGUUAGAGAAACCAGUUCAUAUUCUCACCGCCGGCGCACCGCCUCCAGCUGCGGUUCUCUUCCGCACGGAGUCGUUAGGGUUUACGGUGAGUCACGGGUAUGGAUUAACUGAAACCGGCGGGUUGAUUGUUUGUUGCACGUGGAAGAAGAAAUGGAAUUUGUUACCUGCGAAGGAGAGAGCAAGGUUGAAGUCACGGCAAGGAGUGAGGACGAUUGGAUUAACUAGAGUUGAUGUGGUGAGUCCCACCGGUGAAAGUGUGAAACGCGACGGAGUAACUUUAGGGGAGGUUGUUAUGAGAGGUGGUUGUGUUAUGUUAGGGUAUUUGAAGGAUCCCGAAGGAACCGCGAGUGCUAUGAAGAAUGGUUGGUUUUACACCGGUGAUGUUGGUGUGAUGCACGAGGAUGGGUAUUUGGAGAUUAAAGAUAGGUCGAAGGAUGUGAUUAUUAGCGGCGGUGAGAAUCUGAGUAGUGUAGAGGUUGAGUCCGUUUUGUAUGGACAUCCGGCGGUGAAUGAAGCGGCGGUUGUGGCGAGAGCUGAUGAGUUUUGGGGGGAAACGCCGUGUGCUUUUGUGAGUUUGAAAGAUGGGUUAAAAGAAAGCGAAAUACCGACGGAGAAAGAUAUAGUUGAGUACUGUAGAAAGAAUUUGCCGCAUUAUAUGGUUCCGAAAACGGUGGUGUUCAAGGAGGAGCUUCCAAAAACCUCUACGGGGAAGGUUCAGAAGUUUGUGCUUAGACAGAUUGCGAAGGAUAUGGGUCCAUUGAAAAAAAGUCGAUUGUGA
Molecule: messenger RNA, 1650 nt
Organism: Lathyrus sativus (Indian pea)
Lineage: Eukaryota; Viridiplantae; Streptophyta; Magnoliopsida; Fabales; Fabaceae
Source: the annotation of a GenBank genome assembly